AUGGCAGAAAGUGAAAAAGCCUUUGUAACAACUGUAUCAAGGGAUGUAGAAGGAUAUUGGUCAUCAGGAGAUGAUGAUGACAUGGUGACUGGAAGGAACAUGUGUUUGAUGGCAAGAAAAAUUGUUGAGUGUGAUGAAGUAAGGGACGGGAAGAAAAUUUUGUUUUGGCUAGAUGAUUGGCUAAAGAAUGGGACUUUGGCAGUGAAAUUCCCUUCUUUAUAUGCGUUAGACAAGAGGAAAAGUUGUCUUUUAGGUGACAGAUGGGUGAAUGACGUUUUCUCGUGGGCUUGGAAGCGGAAACCCAACAAUUCUCAGGAGCUGUUGGAAUUGAAAUCUAUUUUGGAUGUUACAAGGAUGGUUGUUAGAUCCAAUGGGCCCGACACUUGGAGAUCAAGGUUAACUGAUGAUGGUUUUUUCCGUGUUUGCGAUCUUAGGGCCCUCAUUGACAGUAAAUUGACUACCCCGAUAAAUAACCCCACGGUUUGGCUUCACUUAGUUCCUAUCAAGUGCAUUAACUUUGUUUGGAGGGCUUGUUUGGGGCGUAUUCCUACUGCAGUAGCUCUUUCCAGGAGAGGUAUCAACAUUUCUUCUAUUUCCUAUCAAAUGUGCUUUAGUGGUGUGGACACUGCGGAUCAUAUUCUCUUGGACUGUCCGAUUGCCUUUGACUCUCUAAGCUGGAUUUUCAAUUGGUGUGACGUUUCUAUUCAAAGGUUCCUUUCGAUUUCAGAUUUUGUUAAUUUUGCCGCCUCAUGGGGGAACUGUCCAAAAAAGAGGAAAAUAUUUAUUGCUAUCUGUUAUGGGUUUCUAUGGUGUAUGUGGAAAGCAAGGAACGAUGUUUGGUUUAACAAAAUCCAAUUGAACUCUUCAAAGUUAGCGGAUAAUGUGAUUUCUAUGGUUUUUAGUUGGCUGAAAUCUAGGGGUAAUUUUGAAAAUUGUAGAUGA
Lactuca sativa (garden lettuce) is the source of this 942-nucleotide messenger RNA. The record is from RefSeq and is a predicted model, not a curated record. NCBI's taxonomy places the organism in Eukaryota, Viridiplantae, Streptophyta, Magnoliopsida, Asterales, Asteraceae.